CUUCCUCAAGCAGUUAAGAGCAGAUAAAAUUCAAGGCUUUCUUUCCUACAAGGGACAUUAGCACACUGCUCUGUUUCAUGGGAUAAAACUGUUAACAAGUACAGUUAAAGUUAAAGGACAGCCUAGCUUUUUGCAGUCAUCACCACACAACCUGUUAACAGGACGUCAGACAUGCACUGUUACAUACUCUAUCCAUGUUAUAAAGGAAACUUGUUUUACUAGACUUGUAUUUUCAUGUAUAGUCGUUCACUCAACUCUUCAAUGCUUAACAAGAUUUUUAAAAAUCUUCAGUUUAUGAAAUAAAUGGAAAAGUUGCUAAAACCUCUGGCCUGCAAAAACUUGUGACCGGUAGUGAAUCCGGAAUUAAGGAGAAUACCGACUCUGCAGACCAGUACUCCGGGGCAUUACCUGCCAGAAACACACCUUACCCCUCUUAUUUUAGUUCCCCUAGCCCCUCUUAUUUUAGCUCCCCUGCCUAUUGUCUUCACAAAAGAGUAUCAAGAGGCCAGUGUGCCACAAACAGGUGCCCAAGGAUACAGCAAGGACCCCCAGACCCCUGUAGACUAGGCGUUGUUAUUCUGGUGUUUUCAUUUCACGGGACUGAGAGAACAAAGUGCCCUGAUAUUGCUGAUCCGUGCAGUUAGCCUAGAGUGAGACGGCUGAGGUUCCAACCCUCCCUGAAAAUGUACGGCCUUUACCUGGAAGCAGUGAAUGACUACAUCAAUGAGUCCUACGGGGAGGAUGUGUGGAGGCUGAUCGAGGCCCGCGCCGAGAUCCCCCACUUAAAGUUCGUACGCCACCAGAUGUACAAUGACAAUCUGAUCCUCCGUUUGGCAAAGGCAGCUGGAGAAGUUCUGGGCAAGACUCAUGACGAGUUGAUGUAUGCUUUUGGUGUCUACAUGGUGAAGAGGAUCGGCAAUUAUGGCUAUGAAAGGAUCUUGAAGGUACUGGGGCGCAAUGUGAGAGACUUCAUCAACGAGCUUGACAACCUGCACGAGUACUUUCGCUUCUCCUUCCCCAAGGUGCAGCCCCCUAGCUUCUGUGUGGAGGAAGAAUGCGAGACCAGCCUCACGCUGCACUACCGCAGCACUCGGAAGGGUUUCACGCAAUUUGUCAAAGGACAGCUGUCCCAAGUAGGGCGACAGUUUUACAACACAGAUAUCGAGGUAGAAAUUCUGUCCAAGGAGGAAACGGAGAAAAUGACCUAUGUGGUCUAUAAGAUGAACUUCGACAACGCCGCCUUCAAGCACCGCAUGCCCCAGCAGAAGACGGCCCCGGGUUACGAGAAGCUGCCCAUGAAGCGGGGCAUAUUCUUCGACAUGUUUCCCUUCAGCGUCAUUUUCCGGCGGGACAUGACCAUGUAUCGCAUCGGAGAUGGACUCAAGGAGGUCUUCUCCGACUUGCAAGGGAAGAAAGUGAACGAGGAAUUCACCCUCGUCCGGCCCAUGCUGGAAUUCGGCUGGGACAAUAUCUACACCCACUUGAACAACGUGUUUGAGCUGCUCUCCAAGGCUGUAGUGGAAAGCAAGCAGAAGGUCAGUAUCCCGAAGCUCAGUAAGGAGGAGCCAGAAGAAAAGGAGGAAAGUGAGAAACCUAAAAAGGAACAGAGAGACAUCAAGGCACUGGAGGAUAUGAAAGGGCCAGACCAGGGGUACAGCGGUGCUCUGAGCCCGUAUAACAGUGCCGCUAACUCAGGAGGGGAAGACAUCGAACUGCUUGCUUUCCAGACGGUAACAGGAAAGUGCAGUGAGACUAUUUUUGAGGACAUGCGGGAGCCUCCCAAAAAGCCUCUUCAUCUCAAGGGUCAGAUGAAGUACGUUCCACAGUGGGAUUCCCUCAUCUUUCUUGGAACGCCCAUUAUUGAAACGGUGGAGGACAUGAUUAAAAUGGGAGUGUAUGUCAAUGACCUGAACCUCCAUGACUCCAGCAGAGAGCUCAUUUUAGCCGGAACGCAGCAGUCCGCAGAGCUGCAGUUAGCUCUCGAUCAGGAGCAGCAGAAGUAUGCCCAGCUACAGGAGAUUAUUAAAAAGCUGGAUGAGGAGAAGAGGAGGGGAGACUCACUGCUGUAUGCUAUGAUCCCCAAGGCUGUGGCUGACCGCCUAAGGAAGGGGAUUACAGCGCUUGAGACCUGCCAGGUUUUCCCAGAUGUGACCAUUCUCUUCAGUGAUGUGGUGAAGUUCAACGAGAUCUGCAUCCACAUCACCCCCAUGCAGGUGGUGGACAUGCUGAAUGAGAUCUACAUUGUCUUUGACACACUCAGCGAGAAGCACAACGUUUACAAGGUGGAGACCAUAAGAGACGCAUACAUGGUGGUGGCAGGUGUCCCCAACAAGACCACUUUCCAUGCCCACCACAUCUGUGACAUGGCCUUAGACAUGCUGAGCUCCAUCGAUCAUCUCAAAGAUCCUUCAACUGGAGAUAAUAUUCAGAUCCGCGUGGGGAUCCACUCGGGCAUGGUGGUGGCCGGCGUGGUGGGACUGAAGAUGCCACGCUACUGCCUGUUUGGGGACACGGUUAACACCGCCUCCCGCAUGGAGAGCAAUGGGGUGGGAAUGCAGAUCCACAUCAGCCAGACCACCAAGGACCACCUGGAACAUGAACCAUAUAUCAUUGAAGAGAGGGGCAAGAUCUUUGUCAAGGGGAAAGGUUACAUGAAGACAUACUGGCUGAAGGGGAAGAAGGAUCUUUCGUUUAAGAGCCCGGCGGAGCUGCGCUACAGCAGCGAGCAGCGGGACUCUGAGGAGAGGACCUCUAACGGCUCUACUGGUACUAAUGCCCAGCUUUCCGCCUCCAACCCCAACAUACCCAGCGAACAGCGAGCAGAGGGGAAGCCCAGUCUCACUGACCUGCCAUCUGACACUCUGCCUCCCCUCGAGGGCACAGCGGGGUCUCCCGCCGUCUCCACCGGCCCCCAGGACAAGGAGAAGGCCAAAAAGACGAAGAACAGCAAAGGAGGGAAACCUGAGGCUGGGAACGCGCAGGAGAGCAUGACCCCUGCUGGUAACUCUGAGAAUGCAGGUCCAGAAAUUCAAAACAAGAAGCUCAGUUUUAGAAACCAGUACGCCCGGUUACCAUCCUCCGUCCCCAUGCGCAGCGCCACCUGUAGUGUGCUGUGAGAACUUCAGGAGUAUAAUCAGGGACUCUGUUAUACUCUUCUUCUGUUCACUUACAGGCCCAAUUGUACUUAUGGAGAAAUAGCAUCUAUCAUUAAUACAAAUACGUUAAAUAAAUAAAGCAAUAGCUACUUA
This is a messenger RNA of Brienomyrus brachyistius, 3248 nucleotides long. Its product is annotated as soluble guanylate cyclase 88E-like. Bases 684 to 3116 code for a protein of 810 amino acids. The record is from RefSeq and is a predicted model, not a curated record. Gene Ontology annotation, molecular function: heme binding; oxygen sensor activity; guanylate cyclase activity. The transcript is spliced from 17 exons. Gene Ontology annotation, cellular component: guanylate cyclase complex, soluble. Gene Ontology annotation, biological process: nitric oxide-cGMP-mediated signaling; cGMP biosynthetic process; response to oxygen levels. Lineage: Eukaryota; Metazoa; Chordata; Actinopteri; Osteoglossiformes; Mormyridae.